AUGCAGUGUGCUUUGUGUGGUGACGAUGUUAGUGACGCUAUUCGCUGUGGAUCUUGCGAAAAUAAUAUAGGAUAUUGCUGUGCUAACCAAACUGAGCAAGAAUACAGAAAACUCAGCGCUAGUCGAAAAGCGGCGUGGAAGUGCCUAAAAUGCAAAAAGCCAACACCUACAACUUCCAAGGCUACUGAUCUUGAUUCCAUUAUGGUGAAGCUGAAUCAAAUGGAGGUUCACCUUGCGUGUCUCCCAGGUCUAGUGAAAGACGUAAAAGAUAUAAAAUUGGAGCUGGCUGAGGUAAAAAAUUCUUGCGAAUCAAAUAGUGCUAAUUUGACUAAAUGCACUUUGCGUUUAGACGAAGUUGAGAAGAAAAUACCCGAUCUCGAAGCAAAUAAUGUCAAAAUUAAUUCACUUAGCCAACAGUUAGCUCAGCUUAAGAGUGAGAUCACAAAUCGUGACCAAUGGUACCGUCUAAACAAUUUAGAAGUUAAAGGUGUCCCACUCAAGAAUAAUGAGAACCUCUUCACCAUCAUGAAACACAUCGGCGAGAUAGUUGGGUUCCCGAUAGAAACCAACAGUAUUAAUUACAUAUCCCGGAUUCCUGUUCACAAUUCUAAAGAAAAAUCCAUCAUCGUUAGUUUCGUUAAUCGAUAUAUUAAAGAGAACUUCAUUGCUUCGGCGAGACUGAGGAGGACUAUAUCAGCGGAAGAACUCGGAUUCAAGGAUUGUCAUAACAAGAUCUUUGUAAAUGAUCAUCUAACACCUGAUUAUAAAAUGCUGCUAACAAAAACGAAAACCGAAUUGAAAUCCAAGAACUAUAAAUAUGUGUGGGUGAAAUUUGCGAAGAUUCACGUACGCAAGGAUGACAACUCGAAAGUUUACGUCAUUAACAACGAAAGUGAUUUAAACAGAUUACUUUAA
Cydia pomonella (codling moth) is the source of this 915-nucleotide messenger RNA. RefSeq lists its product as uncharacterized. NCBI's taxonomy places the organism in Eukaryota, Metazoa, Arthropoda, Insecta, Lepidoptera, Tortricidae. The coding region runs from base 1 to 915 and encodes 304 amino acids. The record is from RefSeq and is a predicted model, not a curated record. The transcript has a single exon.